AUGUCUGGUCUUGAGUACUGGGAUCUUAACGUGACAUAUGGAUACUAGAGAAUGAGAAAGCCUUGCCUGAGUGCACAGACAGAUUACACUAACUUUGUAUUCCUUCCCGUACGUGUGUGGCAUAUACAAUUCUGAUACUGUGAAUUAACUGAGGGAUAUGUGUGUGUGUGUGUAUGUAUAUGUAUCUACAGUGGGGAGAACAAGUAUUUGAUACACUGCCGAUUUUUGCAGGUUUUCCUACUUACAAAGCAUGUAGAGGUCUGUCAUUUUUAUCAUAGGUACACUUCAACUGUGAGAGACGGAAUCUAAAACAAAAAUACAGAAAAUCACAUUGUAUGAUUUUAAAGUAAUUAAUUUGCAUUUUAUUGCAUGACAUAAGUAUUUGAUCACCUACCAACCAGUAAGAAUUCCGGCUCUCACAGACCUGUUAGUUUUUCUUUAAGAAGCCCUCCUGUUCUCCACUCAUUACCUGUAUUAACUGCACCUGUUUGAACUCGUUACCUGUAUAAAAGACACCCGACCACACACUCAAUCAAACAGACUCCAACCUCUCCACAAUGGCCAAGACCAGAGAGCUGUGUAAGGACAUCAGGGAUAAAAUUGUAGACCUGCACAAGGCUGGGAUGGGCUACAGGACAAAAGGCAAGCAGCUUGGUGAGAAGGCAACAACUGUUGGCGCAAUUAUUAGAAAAUGGAAGAAGUUCAAGUUGACGGUCAAUCACCCUCAGUCUGGGGCUCCAUGCAAGAUCUCACCUCGUGGGGCAUCAAUGAUCAUGAGGAAGGUGAGGGAUCAGCCCAGAACUACACGGCAGGACCUGGUCAAUGACCUGAAGAGAGCUGGGACCACAGUCUCAAAGAAAACCAUUAGUAACACACUACGCCAUCAUGGAUUAAAAUCCUGCAGCGCACGCAAGGUCCCCCUGCUCAAGCCAGCGCAUGUCCAGGCCCGUCUGAAGUUUUCCAAUGACCAUCUGGAUGAUCCAGAGGAGGAAUGGGAGGUCAUGUGGUCUGAUGAGACAAAAAUAGAGCUUUUCGGUCUAAACUCCACUCGCCGUGUUUGGAGGAAGAAGAAGGAUGAGUACAACCCCAAGAACACCAUCCCAACUGUGAAGCAUGGAGGUGGAAACAUCAUUCUUUGGGGAUGCUUUUCUGCAAAGGGGACAGGACGACUGCACCAUAUUGAGGGGAGGAUGGAUGGGGCCAUGUAUCGCGAGAUCUUGGCCAACAACCUCCUUCCCUCAGUAAGAGCAUUGAAGAUGGGUCGUGGCUGGGUCUUCCAGCAUGACAACAACCCGAAACACACAGCCAGGGCAACUAAGGAGUGGCUCCGUAAGAAGCAUCUCAAGGUCCUGGAGUGGCCUAGCCAGUCUCCAGACCUGAACCCAAUAGAAAAUCUUUGGAGGGAGCUGAAAGUCCGUAUUGCCCAGCGACAGCCCCGAAACCUGAAGGAUCUGGAGAUGGUCUGUAUGGAGGAGUGGGCCAAAAUCCCUGCUGCAGUGUGUGCAAACCUGGUCAAGACCUACAGGAAACGUAUGAUCUCUGUAAUUGCAAACAAAGGUUUCUGUACCAAAUAUUAAGUUCUGCUUUUCUGAUGUAUCAAAUACUUAUGUCAUGCAAUAUAAUGCAAAUUAAUUACUUAAAAAUCAUACAAUGUGAUUUUCUGUAUUUUUAUAUAUAUAUAUAUACACACACACACAUACAGUGGGGAGAACAAGUAUUUGAUACACUGCCGAUUUUGCAGGUUUCCUACUUACAAAGCAUGUAGAGGUCUGUAAUUUCUAAUGUAACACCUAACACUAACAACUCUCUAAUCUGUUGUAGCAUUCUACUGGAUGAAGAGGGCCAUAUCAAACUCACAGGUAGGACACACACUACCAUAUACACUGAAUAUACCAAACAUUAAGAACACCUUCCUAAUAUUGAGUUGCACCCCCCCCCCCCCCUUUUGCCCUCAGAACAGCCUCAACUACCAUACCACUUAAAUCUUUUGUCUUGCCCCUUCACCCUCUGGAAGGCACACACACACAAUCCAUGUCUCAGUUGGCUUAAAAGUUAUUAUUUAACCUGUCUCCUCCCCUUCAUCUACACUGAUUGAAGUAGAUUUAACAAGUGACAUCAGUAAGGGAUCAAUCAAUCACAUCUAUUUAUAAAGCCCUUUUUUACAUAAGCAGAUGUCACAGUGCUUAUACAGAAACCAGCCUAAAACCCCAAACAGCAAGCAAUGUAGAAGCACGGUGGAUAGGAAAAACUCCCUAGAAAGGCGGGAACAUAUGAAGAAACCUAGAGAGGAAUCAGGCUCUGAGGGGUGGCCAGUCCUCUUCUGGCUGUGCCAGGUGGAGAUUAUAUGAGUACCGGUACAGGGCCAUUAAGGCCAGAUUGUUCUUCAAGAUGUUCAAACGUUCAUAGAUGAUCAGCAGGGUAAAAUAAUAAUCACAGUGGUUAUAGAGGGUGUAACAGGUCAGCACCUCAGGAAUAAAUGUCAGUUGGCUUUUCAUAGCCGAGCAUUCCGAGGUCGAGUGAGACUUGGCCAGUCUAUGUCAUGGAAAGAGCAGGUGUCCUUAAUGUUUUGUACACUCAGUGUAUAGAGAAUUAGGCCAGGUUCUAGAACAGUCACCCUGUUAGCCCCCAUAUAGAACUUUAUUCUUGAAGUGUUGGUGAUGUAACAAUAGGACAGAACCUCCGCUAGUUCCCUCUGAAAUGACCCCUGUAAACAAGCAAAACAGAGCAGCCAAUUUAAGACAUUUGUAUUGGUUAGCAUUCAGGAUAAUAAUAAUAUAAUAUAAUAAUAAUAUAAUAAUAAUAGUAAUAAUAAUAUGCCAUUUAGCAGACGCUUUUAUCCAAAGCGACAUACAGUCAUGCGUGCAUACAUUUUCUUGUGUAUGGGUGGUCCCGGGGUUCGAACCCACUACCUUGGCGUUACAAGCGCCGUGCUCUACCAGCUGAGCUACAGAGGACCAUAAUGUGCAUCCAUGUCUUUACUGUGUUGUAGUGUCAACAAAUUGCAUAUCUGCUUUCACUGGACAUCUUCAUAGUUUUCAAAACCUAUCAGAAAUACACAGCACGACACGGAAGCGUUCAUUAUCACUUAGGUAAUUAUCACAUAGUUCAUUAUCACUUAGUUAAUUGUCACUUAGUUCAUUAUCACUUAGCAACGGCUAUGGAGGAGAAAGUGGCGCUCUCGGAUCAUUCAACUGCAUUGGCCCAACUCUCUAUAUAUAUGGCACUACCCCCCCACACACACACUAACCCACUCCCCUCCCCCCGCACAUACGUCACUCUGCCUGUUCUCUCUUUCCACUUGGCCUACCCCAUUAGUCAGUGAGUCAGCACCACUCUUAUCUGUUCCUGUGUAGAUAACUGCUCUAUGCAUGGACCUGUAGAUCAGUGGUUCCUAACCAGGGAUACUAGGACCCCUGGGGGUACUUGGCCUAUCCACAGUGGAUACUAGGAUCCUGGGGGUACUUGGCCUAUCCACAGUGGAUACUAGGAUCCUGGGGGUACUUGGCCUAUCCACAAUGGAUACUAGGAUCCUGGGGGUACUUGGCCUAUCCACAAUGGAUACUAGGAUCCUGGGGGUACUUGGCCUAUCCACAAUGGAUACUAGGAUCCUGGGGGUACUUGGCCUAUCCACAAUGGAUACUAGGACCCUGGGGGUACGUGGCCUAUCCACAAUGGAUACUAGGAUCCUGGGGGUACUUGGCCUAUCCACAAUGGAUACUAGGAUCCUGGGGGUACUUGGCCUAUCCACAAUGGAUAUUAGGAUCCUGGGGGUACUUGGCCUACUGGUAAAAUACACGAGGGGUUCGUCAAGGGUACUCUGGGCAGACAAAAUUCUCUAGGGCUGAAAUGGCAUCCUCCUCCCUAAAAUAUAGUGCACUCCUUUUGAACAGGGCCCUCUAUAAUUACCCUCCAUAGGGAAUAGGGUGCCAUUGCGUACACACCCUGGACCCUAGUUGUAGGCUAUAGACUAGUUAUUAUAGUCAACCUCCUGGCCACGUCUGUAAAGCAUAGUGUAAAUCAUGUCUAUUCUUCCUCUCUGUCUGUGCCCGUCUGUCUACUGUGUGUGUUUAUGGUAGUACAGGUAAUUGUAUAGUAACUGACUUGUGGUGUCUUCUCCCCAGAUUUUGGCUUGUGUAAAGAGGCUGUUGACCACGAGAAGAAGGCCUACUCCUUCUGUGGAACGGUGGAGUACAUGGCACCAGAGGUGGUGAACAGGCAGGGCCACGUACAGAGCGCCGACUGGUGGUCGUUUGGGGUACUGAUGGUGAGUCAUUUCAUCUGUCAUUUGGGUCACAUUCAUUAGUGCACAACUUGGUAAAACGCUUUGCAACUGAAAAAUGAAAAUAAACGUUAGUUAUUGGACACAUUUAGGUCAUUUCUCCCUGUUUUAGUCUGUUUUCUUCCGUUUGGUGCAUAAUGAACACGACCCUCACAAUACAAACAAUCAAACAGACAUAAAUAUGAUGUGUGUUUGCGUCAGAGCCGUAGAAUUGCAUAUGAUAGGCAUGAGUGUUUUUUUUUUAAAGGUGGUGGUUGUAUUUGUUUGACAGUUUGAGAUGCUGACCGGAUCGCUGCCGUUCCAAGGGAAGGACCGCAAAGAGACCAUGAACCUCAUCCUGAAGUAAGGAGACGCUCUCACAAUACACUGUAGGUCACUUCUUUUGGCCAGUGAUAUAUAUACACAGUGCAUUCAGAAAGUAUUCAGAACACUUGACUCCACAUUUUGUUACGUUACAGCCUUAUUCUAAAAUGGAUUAAAUUGUUUUUUUCCCCCUCAUCAAUCUACCCAUAAUACCCCAUAAUGACAAUGCUAAAAAAAGUUUAUAUAAAUUGUUUAAAAAUUCAAAACUGAAAUAUGACAUUUACAUAAGUAUUCAGACCCUUUACUCAGUACUUUGCUGAAGCGCCUUUGGCAGCGAUUAUAGCCUCGAGCCUUCUUGGGUAUGACGCUACAAGCUUGGCACACCUAUAUUUGGGGAGUUUCUCCCGUUCUUCUCUGCAGAUCCUCUCAAGCUCUGUCAGGUUGGAUGGAGAGUGUCGCUGCACAGCUAUUUUCAGGUCUCUCCGAAGAUGUACGAUCAGGUUCAAGUCCGGGCUCUGGCUGGGCCACUCAAGGUCAUUCAGAGACUUGUCCCGAAGCCACUCAUGCGUUGUCUUAGCUAUGUGCUUAGGGUCAUUGUCCUGUUGGAAGGUGAACCUUCGCCCCAGUCUGAGGUCCUGAGCGCUCUGGAGCAGGUUUUCAUCAAGGAUCUCUCUGUACUUUGCUCCGUUCAUCUUUCCCUUGAUCCUGACUAGUCUCCCAGUCCAUGCCACUGAAAAACAUUCCCACAGUAUGAUGCUGCCACCACCAUGCUUCACCGUAGGGAUGGUGCCAGGUUUCCUCCAGGUGGGAUGCCAAAUAUUUCAAUAUUGGUUUCAUCAGACUAGAGAAUGUUGUUUCUUAUGGUCUGAGAGUCUUUUGGGUGCCUUUUGGCAAACUCCAAGCGGGCUGUCAUGUGCCUUUUACUGAGGAGUGGCUUCCGUCUGGCCACUCUACCAUAAAGGCUUGAUUGGUGUAGUGCUGGAGAGAUGGUUGUCCUUCUGGAAGGUUCUCCCGUCUCCACAAAGGAACUCUGGAGCUCUGUCAGAGUGACCAUCGGGUUCUUGGUCACCUCCCCGAUCAAGGCCCUUCUCCCCCGAUUGAUCAGUUUGGCCAGGCGGCCAGCUCUAGGAAGAGUCUUGGUUGUUCCAAACUUCUUCCAUUUAAGAAUGAUGGAGGCCACUGUUCUUGGGGGCCUUCAAUGCUGCAGAAAUUUUUUGGUACCCUUCCCCAGAUUUGUGCCUCGACACAAUCCUGUCUCGGAGCUCUACAGACAAUUCCUUCAACAUCAUGGGUUGGUUUUUGCUCUGACACACACUGUCAACUGUGGGACCUUAUAUAGACCGGUGUGUGCUUUUCAAAAUCAUGUCCAAUCAAUUGAAUUUACCACAGGUGGACUCCAAUCAAGUUGUAGAAACAUCUCAAGGAUGAUCACUGGAAACAAGAUGCACCUGAGCUCAAUUUCAAGUCUCAUAGCAAAGGGUCUGAAUACUUAUGUAAUUAAGGUAUUUCUGUUUUUUAUUUUUAAUACAUUUGCAAACAUUUCUUAAAGUCUGUUUUCACUUUGUCAUUAUGGGGUAUUGUGUGUAGAUUGACGAGGAACAUUUUCUAUUUAAUCCAUUUUAGAAUAAGGCUGUAACGUAACAAAAUAUGGAAAAGGUUGAGGGGUCUGAAUACUUUCCGAAUGCACUGUAAUUCACCACACUGGGCCCACAAUCACAGGCUAGAGUGUCUGUAGCAGUACUAUUUAUUUUGCCUGGCUAAACCAGCCUGAAUGCUGCGUUCCGGGAAACCAUGGUGAACGUUCAGCAGCGUUCAAUCUUGAUUUAACCAGGCUACUAUUUAUUAGCCUUCUGGAUUUAACAAUGUCUCCCCCUGCAGGGCAAGAUUGGGAAUGCCCCAGUUCCUGAGUUCAGAGGCUCAAAGUCUCCUACGAUCUCUGUUCAAGAGGAACCCCACCAACAGACUGGGUGAGUCGUCCAUAACUACAUGUACUUACCCACUAGCCAAUGACUAGCUAAUUACAGUGGUUACUCCACUAGGAGAGUCAUUACUGUGGUAUAAUAAGGCCUGUUUGAUAUUAAAGGGGCAAUCUGCAGUUGCUACAUCCAUUUUUUGGACUUAAUGAUAUGUAACUAUUGAUUCUUGAAGAAUAUAGCUUAUAAAUGCCUCAUGAGCUUAGUUCAACUGUCGUCCCCCAUCAAAACCCAAAAUAGAAGCUUCUUGUACUCCAAUGUUUGUAAACAAAGUCAAUGAAAAACCAACACUAUAUAGCCUCAUAACAUGGUUAAAACUAUCAUGUUUGAUGUCAUGGAUGGUCAGUCCUUGCGUCCAUAGAUCUGUUUAUGAAUUUGAGAGUGGGCGGGAAGUACGCUUUGAUUCAACUGCUGAUUGCCGCUUUAAGCAUAGAGCUUGUGCUGAUGUUGUAUGCAGUCAUCCAUACUAACAGUGUGAUUGUGUGGACAGGCUCGGGGGCGGAUGGUGCAGAGGAGAUCAAACGCCACACUUUCUUCUCCACCAUCGACUGGAAUGUGAGUGGGACCUCACCUCUGGCACUCAUCACACACUCCUAGUGUAGUCCUAUCAGGACUCAUUAUCAAUCUCAUCAUCCAAUUAGCAUUUUUAAAUGAAUAUUGCCAUAUGCUUCGGCAAUUCUCAAGGCUCCAUUCUUUUAAGCCUUUCAGAAACUCUUUUAACCCUUUCAGAAACUAUUUUAACCCUUUCAGAAACUGUUCCGGCGAGAGAUCCCGCCCCCGUUCAAGCCGGCGGUGGCCCGGCCAGACGACACCUUCUACUUCGACUCAGAGUUCACCUCCCGCACACCCAAAGGUAAGAGGUCAAAGUUGACAAGAGUAACUUGUCCUAGCGUGACAAGACAGACCAGGUCUGACUGAAUCUAACCAAACGUAGCAGGUGUAAAAAGCUGACUGAAUCUAACCUAACAUAGCAGGUGUAAAAAGCUGACUGAAUCUAACCUUACGUAGCAGGUGUAAAAAGCUGACUGAAUCUAACCUAACAUAGCAGGUGUAAAAAGCUGACUGAAUCUAACCUAACGUAGCAGGUGUAAAAAGCUGACUGAAUCUAACCUUACGUAGCAGGUGUAAAAAGCUGACUGAAUCUAACCUUACGUAGCAGGUGUAAAAAGCUGACUGAAUCUAACCUAACGUAGCAGGUGUCAAAAGCUGACUGAAUCUAACCUAACGUAGCAGGUGUCAAAAGCUGACUGAAUCUAACCAAACGUAGCAGGUGUAAAAAGCUGACUGAAUCUAACCAAACGUAGCAGGUGUAAAAAGCUGACUGAAUCUAACCUUACGUAGCAGGUGUAAAAAGCUGACUGAAUCUAACCUUACGUAGCAGGUGUAAAAAGCUGACUGAAUCUAACCUUACGUAGCAGGUGUAAAAAGCUGACUGAAUCUAACCUUACGUAACAGGUGUAAAAAGCUGACUGAAUCUAACCUUACGUAGCAGGUGUAAAAAGCUGACUGAAUCUAACCUUACGUAGCAGGUGUAAAAAGCUGACUGAAUCUAACCUAACGUAGCAGGUGUAAAAAGCUGACUGAAUCUAACCUAACAUAGCAGGUGUAAAAAAGACACCUGAGCGGAGUCCCCACUUCCGUUUUUCACGGGAAAAUACUGUAUCCCUGAAAACCAGAAACAUCUGCUUUUUACCAACUCCACUAAGGGUGGACUGAAUUAGACCACACUUUAUUCUAUCAAUGGUAAUGAAAGCAGUAACAAUCAUAAAACAGUUGGUACUUGUAAGCUGCUUACAUCUCCUUGGAGCACAGGGAGUGUUAUUGGUUUUACUCUUUAAGUUAGUGUAUUUAGGUGAAUGAAACCUUUUAUAAUGCCAUUUUGAAGUUUGUCAGCUAGUAACAGUUAGUCAAACUAUUACAUUUUUGACAAAAACAAAUACUCUUUUGCUCUCCUGUCUGUUUUUGAGUCUGUUUCAAGCGUGUGUAUGAUGUUGUAUUCUUACUCUGACCACCACAGACUCCCCAGGCGUUCCACCCAGUGCCGGAGCCCACCAGCUCUUCCGGGGCUUCAGCUUCGUCGCCCCGGCCAUGUUGGAUGAGGAGGGGGCCAAGGAGCUGGCCAAGCCCACACCACACCCAGUGGUCCAGGUCAGCAAUCCAUCACAGAGGGGAAAUUCCCACUAUUAAUAUAUAAAUAUAUAAUUAUAAUAUAUGCCAUUUAGCAGGUGCGUUCUUCUAAAGUGACUUGCAGUCAUGCGUGCAUUCAAACACUAACCAUCUCAUUUUCAUCUCUUACAUUAAUUUCUAUCAAAAACUAUAUCAUAUAGACAGUAAAAAGACAGAGAGCUGUCUGACAGCCAGAUGGUUCCCUCCCCAAGAUUUGUCUUUUGAAGGAGAACAUGCUCUUUCACUCUCUGACCACUAGAUGGCCAUAUUUAUCCGUCCUGCAGCACUGUGUGUCAAUCAGUAUAAUGUAAUGACCGUGUAAGCCAUACUUACUUAGGGCAGAUAAGGCUGUGGGUUUAGUGCUUGGUGGUUUUACACUGUGCAUGUUGAGGAGUAAGCCUCUAAUCCAGUUGAAUGGCUUGGUCUAAUACCAUCAGUAGGGAUGGAUGCUGUGGUUGAUUUGCCUCAACUGUGAUGGGGAGUGUGGUUGUGUCUGGGUGAGCUGGAUCUGUGAUCAUGGAAAGGGGUGUGUAUGUAGAUGAUUGUGUGGAUAAAUAAAUCAUAAUAAAUCAUAAUAGUAUAAUAUUCAAUACAUUGAUUGUUGUGUUUGUGAAGCGCUGUUGUAGACUGCAGUUCAAGCACUAAACUAUAGACUGGCGUGUGUGUAUGUGGUGUCUCCAUACAGCAACUCCAUGGGAAGAACGUGUUGUUCAGCGAUGGCUACAUGUUAAAGGAGGACAUUGGCAUGGGCUCUUUCUCUGUCUGCAAGCGCUGCGUCCACAAAGCCACCAACACAGAGUACGCCGCCAAGGUCAGAACACCCACUGUAACCUCCCUCUCUGGGUGUAUCACUCUCCCCAGUCCACCAAGUUCUUAUUCAUCCACAUUGUGGGGUGCUGAAUCCAUUCUAAUACAGUAGUUGGACAUGACUCUCUAAAAGAUACAUUUGAACAAAUCAUUUUGAUUGAUUAAGUCAGAUCUUUCUUUUGGAGAGUGAUUUCUCAUCUCUUGUCUGUCUCACACCAUCUCCACAUGGUCUCCUAAUGGAGGAUUAUAAUAGCGUCUUUCGGAUUAUUGUGUGCUGUCAGGUGAUUGACAAGACCAUGACAGACCCUUCAGAGGAGAUCGAGAUCCUGCUGAGAUACGGCCAGCACCCUAACAUCAUCACCCUGAAGGACGUGAGUACACACACACCGACACACGCUCACACACACACUCACACUCUCACACACACACACACACACACACACACAAACACUGAAUCAUCCAUCAUGUGUUCUGUCCAUCUGUCAGGUGUAUGACAAUGGGAAGCAGGUUUAUCUGGUGACAGAGCUGAUGCGAGGCGGGGAGCUGCUGGACCGGAUCCUCAAACAGAAGAUCUUCUCAGAGCGAGAAGCCAGCGCCGUGCUCCACACCAUCACCAAAACUGUAGAAUACCUCCACGUACAGGGGGUGAGACACUCAUCUACACACACACACACUGUAACAGACUGGUCGCUAUGGACUUAAUGGACUAUGUCUAAACAAGUGUGUUGAUAUUCCUUCAUAUUCUUAGUAUGGUUUUCUUUCUUGUUCUAAUAUGCUUACUUUAAAAUAUAUUUUACAAAUAUAUAUACGACCAACAGAUUAUCUCCAAACAGUUGAAGUAGAUUGUUUUUGCGUUCACAUUUGACCUUUACUAAUUCAUAAAUUGUCUUUCACCCUCCUCUCCACUCCUCUACUCCGCUCCUUCCCCUCUCCUCCUCUCCUUCUCCGCCUCCCAUCUAUUCCUCUCCUCUCUCUUCCUCCCCUACCCCCUCCUCUCUCCUCUCUCUUCCUCCCCUACCCCCUCCUCUCUCCUCUCUCUUCUUCCCCUACCCCCUCCUCUCUCCUCUCUAUUCCUCCCCUACCCCCUCCUCUCUAUUCCUCCCCUACCCCCUCCUCUCUCCUCCUCCUCUCCCCUCCUCUCUCCUCCUCUCUUACUCCCUUAACACCUCCUCUCUCCUCCUCUCUUCCUCCCCUAACCCCUCCUCUCUCCUCCUCUAUUCCUCCCUUACCACCUCCUCUAUUCCUCCCCUACCCCCUCCGCUCUGUUCCUCCCCUACCCCUCCUCUCCCCUCCUCUCCUCCUCUCCAGGUUGUCCACAGGGACCUAAAGCCCAGUAACAUCCUUUAUGUAGAUGAGUCGGGGAACCCGGAGUCUAUCCGGAUCUGUGACUUUGGUUUUGCCAAGCAGCUGAGAGCUGACAACGGCCUGCUGAUGACCCCAUGCUACACUGCUAACUUUGUAGCCCCGGAGGUAAGGCCCAGGAGAGAGUGUUUGUGAUGAUGAUGAUUCAUACGUACAUAGCGUUUAUCGAUGCCCCCUAUCGGACGCUAUAUCCCGGUUUUUAAGGGAAAAUAGUCAUAUACAUACAGUUGAAGUCGGAAGUUUACAUACAUACAUACAGUGGGGAGAACAAGUUUUUGAUACACUGCCGAUUUUGCAGGUUUUCCUACUUACAAAGCAUGUAGAGGUCUGUAAUUUUUAUCAUAGGUACACUUCAACUGUGAGAGACGGAAUCUAAAACAAAAAUCCAGAAAAUCACAUUGUAUGAUUUUUAAGUAAUUAAUUUGCAUUUUAUUGCAUGACAUAAGUAUUUGAUCACCUACCAACCAGUAAGAAUUCCGGCUCUCACAGACCUGUUAGCCAUCCUGUUCUCCACUCAUUACCUGUAUUAACUGCACCUGUUUGAACUCGUUACCUGUAUAAAAGACACCUGUCCACACACUCAAUCAAACAGACUCCAACCUCUUCAAGUUCAAGAUGACGGUCAAUCACCCUCGGUCUGGGGCUCCAUGCAAGAUCUCACCUCGUGGGGCAUCAAUGAUCAUGAGGAAGGUGAGGGAUCAGCCCAGAACUACACGGCUGGACCUGGUCAAUGACCUGAAGAGAGCUGGGACCACAGUCUCAAAGAAAACCAUUAGUAACACACUACGCCGUCAUGGAUUAAAAUCCUGCAGCGCACGCAAGGUCCCCCUGCUCAAGCCAGCGCAUGUCCAGGCCCGUCUGAAGUUUGCCAAUGACCAUCUGGAUGAUCCAGAGGAGGAAUGGAAGAAGGUCAUGCAGUCUGAUGAGACAAAAAUAGAGCUUUUCGGUCUAAACUCCACUCGCCGUGUUUGGAGGAAGAAGAAGGAUGAGUACAACCCCCAAGAACACCAUCCCAACCGUAAAGCAUGGAGGUGGAAACAUUAUUCUUUGGGGAUGCAAAAGGGACAGGACGACUGCACCGUAUUGAGGGGAGGAUGGAUGGGGCCAUGUAUCGCGAGAUCUUGGCCAACAACCUCCUUCCCUCAGUAAGAGCAUUGAAGAUGGGUCGUGGCUGGGUCUUCCAGCAUGACAACGACCCGAAACACACAGCCAGGGCAACUAAGGAGUGGCUCCGUAAGAAGCAUCUCAAGGUCCUGGAGUGGCCUAGCCAGUCUCCAGACCUGAACCCAAUAGAAAAUCUUUGGAGGGAGCUGAAAGUCCGUAUUGCCCAGCGACAGCCCCGAAACCUGAAGGAUCUGGAGAAGGUCUGGAUGGAGGAGUGGGCCAAAAUCCCUGCUGCAGUGUGUGCAAACCUGGUCAAGACCUACAAGAAACGUAUGAUCUUGUAAUUGCAAACAAAGGUUUCUGUACCAAAUAUUAAGUUCUGCUUUUCUGAUGUAUCAAAUGCUUAUGUCAUGCAAUAAAAUGCACAUUAAUUACUUAAAAAUCAUACAAUGUGAUUUUCAGGAUUUUUGUUUUAGAUUCCGUCUCUCACAGUUGAAGUGUACCUAUGAUAAAAAAUUACAGACCUCUACAUGCUUUGUAAGUAGGAAAACCUGAAAAAUCGGCAGUGUAUCAAAUACUUGUUCUCCCCACUGUAUAUGUGUGUGUGUGUGUGUAUAUAUAUAUAUAUAUAUGUAUAUGUGUGUGUGUGUGUGUGUGUGUGUGUGUGUGUGUGUAUAUGUAUGUGUAUAUAUGCACACAUGACUAAGUCGCUUUGGAUAAAAACGUUUGCUAAAUGGCAUAUUAUAUUAUAUUAUAUUAUUGGACAUCCUCCUCCUCUUCCCCGUUCCACCGCAUACAACUAAAGUGAAACCACUUGUUUUCACACUGGACCGAAGACGGUGUGUCCUCGUUGGUGGGAGGGAACUCCCUCUUGCGUUGGCCACACAAGGAACUGUGGAAAUUUACUUUUUAUUUUGUGGCCUGUUGCGAGAGAGCGCAUAUGGAUUUAAUAAACUGUGAUAGCUAGAUAAUGGUGAAGUCUUUACAUCAGUUGUAAAUCAGAUUCAAUGGUUAGAAAAUUAUACGCUUUUUACCGGUUGGCGUAGGAGGCAGAACUCGUGUCUUGCAUCCAGCUGGGGUGAUUGAGGAGGAGGCGGCGGCAGUGGUCCCAUCUGAGGAGAAAGUAAAAUGUUAGCUAGACUUGCCAUGUUUGAUCUUGACUGAGGCUCUAUCCGCAAAGGCCUGACUAUAACAGCCUUUUGUCCUUCACUUCCACCAGUGCGGCAACCAUGGCCUCUUGGCAGUAAAGUUUCCUUAUCUUCUUGGGGGGGUUUCUCAAUGUGCUAAUGUUUGGCAUGAUGUCCUGGAAAAUAAGACAAUAUGAUGGUUAUGAUGUGAUUUUAUAUGUGUCUGUAUAAUUUAAUUAACUACACCUUUAAUUCAAGACCAUCUAGCUAGCUGGCUAAUAAUAUAAUAUGGCUAGUGUGAUGUAAUGGGGUUGAAGGAAAACUGAUGUUUAUGGUUAGGUUCUAGUUAUGUGGGCAGAGUCUUGUCAUGACGGUCAAUCAGCCUCGGUCAUUGCCUUGUCAUCAAAUAUAUACAGUGCAUUCAGAAAGUAUUCAGACCCCUUGACUUUUUCCACAUUUUGUUAUGUUAUAGCCUUAUUCUAAAAUUGAUUAAAUUGUUUGUUUUCCUCAUCAAUCUACACACAAUACCCCAUAAUGACAAAGCAAAAACACAUAUUUUUUUACUCACAUUUACAUAAGUAUUCAGACCCUUUACUCAGUUCUUUGUUGAAGCACCUUUGGCAACGAUUACAGCCUCGAGUCUUCUUGAGUAUGACUACAAGCUUGGCACACCUGUAUCUGUCAGGUUGGAUGGUGAGCGUCGCUGCACAGCUAUUUUCAGGUCUCUCCAGAGAUGUUCGAUCAAGUUCAAGUCUGGGCUCUGGCUAGGCCACUUAAGGACAUUCAGAGACUUGUCCCGAAGCCACUUCUGCGUUGUCUUGGCUGUGUGCUUAGGGUCAUUGUCCUGUUGGAAGGUGAACCCCAGUCUGAGGUCUGGAGCAGGUUUUCAUCAAGGAUCUCUCUGUACUUUGCUCCGUUCAUCUUUCCCUCGAUCCUGACUAGUCUCCCAGUCCCUGCCGCUGAAAAACAUCCCCCGCAGCAUGAUGCUGCCACCACCAUGCUUCACUGUAGGGAUGGUGCCAAGUUUCCUCCAGACGUGAUGCUUGGCAUUCAGGCCAAAGAGUUACAUCUUGGUUUCAUUAGAUCAGAGAACCUUGUUUCUCAUGGUCUGAGAGUCCUUUAGAUGUUAUUUUGGGAAACUCCAAGCGGGCUGUCAUGUGCCUUUUUACUGAGGAGUGGCUUCCGUCUGGCCACUCUACCAUAAAGGCCUGAUUGGUGGAGUGCUGAAGAGAUGGUUGUCCUUCUGGAAGGUUCUCCCAUCUCCACAGAGGAGCUCUGGGGCUUUGUCAGAGGGUUCUUGGUCACCUCCCUGACCAAGGCCCUUCUCCCCUGAUUGUGCAGUUUGGCCGGGCGGCCAGGUCUAGGAAGAGUCUUGGUGGUUCCAAACUUCUUCAAUUUAAGAAUAAUGGAGGCCACUGUGUUCUUGGGGGCCUUCAAUGGUGCAAAUCUGCGGACUAUUCCUUCGACCUCAUGGCUUGGUUUUUGCUCUGACAUUCCCUGUCAACUGUGGGACCUUAUAUAGACAGUUGUGUGCCUUUCCAAAUCAUGUCCAAUCAAUAGAAUUUUCCACAGGUGGACUCCAAUCAAGUUGUAGAAACAUCUCAAGGAUGAUCAAUGGAAACAGGAUGCACCUGAGCUACAUUUUGAGUCUCAUAGCAAAGGGUCUGAAUACUUAAAGCCUGUUUUCGCUUUGUCAUUAUUGUGUGUAGUGUAUAAUGUUUUAUUUAAUCAAUUUCAGAAUCCAAUGUAGAAAAAGGGAAGGGGUCUGAAUACUUUCCGAUUGCACUGUAUGGUCUAGCAAUCAAUUGGUGGUCUAAUCCCACGAAGGGGGCGAGCAAAUUCUUUAUAGUUUGUUUACAAACGCGUUUCUCUGAGCAUUCCCCAUAGCAAACAACGUCAUUGAGAAACAUGGCAAUGUUUGACCCUCAACCCGGUCCAUGGCACUGUGAUGACACAAUAAAUCCCUCCCCUCACUCUUUCUUCACAAGAUGGCGAUUUCAGAAAUGUAUUGAAUGCCCCUCCAAGCCAUCAGAGACCUGAAAGACAGUUAAUUGUUUCAAGAGAAAGUUUCACCUGAGGUCGAUUUCACGGGACCUACCGUUUUUGAUGUUGCGGUGUUCUAAUUUCGCGGGAAAUAGGAGAAAGCCGCAUCACCAAGGGGGUGUGUCCGUCCAUGAGCUCUGUCCGAUAGGGGGGCAUCGAUGGGCUAGCAUCCUUGUCAAAGUCGAAGCACUAUUUCCUUUGGGUGUAUAGCUCUACCCAGGUGAUGCAUGGUGGACGGUGUUGUGACAUAAUGCUGUGUGUGUUCUAGGUGUUAAAGCGUCAGGGCUAUGACGAGGGCUGUGACAUAUGGAGUCUGGGUGUGUUGUUGUAUACCAUGCUGGCUGGGUAAGGAACACACACACACUACAUGCUAAUCAUACAGCUGUGCACUGUAUUCCAACAAAAUGUAAUGUUCUCACUCACUUACCCAUUCAUUCUCAUUUGACUUGUCCUCUGUGCUCCCUCUCUCCCUCCCUCCCCCUCUCCCUCAGCUUCACGCCGUUUGCCAACGGGCCCGAGGACACUCCAGAUGAGAUCCUGAGCAGGAUAGGCAGCGGUCACUUCACCCUGACAGGAGGCAACUGGGACGCCGUGUCGGACGCAGCCAAGGUACCGUAGGACUGACUUGCUGAGUGACUUCACUUUUCACAUGAUCGUGCCGACCUGAACCGUACUGUGCUGGCUUGUAUAUUUUAUUUUCACACUAUUGUGAAAUGAAACAAUGGCUAAAUGUAUUUCGGUUUGGAUUUCAAGGAUAGAGGGACAGUAUAUAAUAUAAAACUCAUCUAACCAUUGAUUUCUUCCUCCCUGCUGUGUCUCUAUAGGACCUGGUGUCUAAGAUGCUUCAUGUGGACCCCCACCAGCGGCUGACUGCCAUGCAGGUCCUCAAGCACCCCUGGAUCGUCCAGAGGGACAAGCUGUCCAACAGCCAGCUGCAGCACCAGGACGCCAAGCUGGUCAAGGUACUGGACUCAUACAAUACUUUACACCAGUGGUCACCAAACGGGUCGAUCGCGAUUGACUGGUCGAUCGUCAGUUGUCUUGAAAACACCAUGACCAUCAGAUGCAGGUACCAUCAGUCCAGUAAAUAAAAUAAAAUAUUUCAAUUUAUGCUCAGCUGUGCUUUCCAUGGCCGAGCAGCCGCACACAAGCCUAAGAUCACCAUGCGCAAUGCCAAGCGUUGGCUGGAGUGGUGUAAAGCUCGCUGCCAUUGGACCCUGGAGCAGUGGAAACGCGUUCUCUGGCGUGAUGAAUCACGCUUCACCAUCUGGCAGUCCGACGGACGAAUCUGGGUUUGGCGGAUGCCAGGAGAACGCUACCUGCCCGAAUGCAUGGUGCCAACUGUAAAGUUUGGUGGAGGAGGAAUAAUGGUCUGGGGCUGUUUUUCAUGGUUCGGGCUAGGCCCCUUAGUUCCAAUGAAGGGAAAUCUUAACGCUACAGCAUACAAUGACAUUCUAGAUUAUUCUGUAAUUCCAACUUUUGGAAACAGUUUGGGAAGGCCCUUUCCUGUUUCAGCAUGACAAUGUCCCCAUGCACAAAGCGAGGUCCAUACAGAAAGGGUUUGUCGAUUGGUGUGGAAGAACUUGACUGGCCUGCACAGAGCCCUGAUCUCCACCCAAUCGAACACCUUUCGGAUUAAUUGGAACGCCGACUGCAAGCCAGGCCUAAUCGGCCAACAUCAGUGCCCGACCUCACUAAUGCUCAUGUGGCUGAAUGGAAGCAAGUCCCCGCAACAAUGUUCCAACAUCUAGUGGAAAGCCUUCCCAGAAGAGUGGAGGCUGUUAUAGCAGCAAAGGGGGGACCAACACCAUAUUAAUGGCCAUGAUUUUGCAAUGAGAUGUUUGACGAGCAUGUGUCCACAUACUUUUGGCCAUGUAGCGUAUUUCUAGUCAGUGCAGUGCGACUUGACUUUUUAAUACCUGCUACUGUGUCUCUGUCCUCCAAACUGGUGUCUUAACGUUGCACUACCUCUUCUCUUCCCACAGGGGGCGAUGGCGGCAACCUACUCUGCCUUGAAGAGCUCCCAGCCCACCCCGGAGCUCAAGCCCAUCGAGUCGUCCUUCCUGGCCCAGCGACGUGUGAAGAAGCUCCCCUCCACCUCUCUUUAG
Coregonus sp. 'balchen' is the source of this 17272-nucleotide messenger RNA. The record is from the annotation of a GenBank genome assembly. NCBI's taxonomy places the organism in Eukaryota, Metazoa, Chordata, Actinopteri, Salmoniformes, Salmonidae.